AUGUUGUUGCACGGGAAAGAGCUACAUGUAGUGCCUUAUGUCAGCAAGCAGGAGAGGGUGGCAAAAUUCACCAACGUAUUUGUGAAGAAUAUUUCGGCAUCCACAACUGAGGGAGAUUUGAAGUCGGUAUUUGGAGAGUUUGGAUCAAUGACCAGUGUGGCAGUGAUGCGCGACGAAGCAGGAAACUCAAAAUGUUUUGGAUUUGUCAACUUCUACAAUGCAGAGGAUGCAGCCAGGUCUGUUGAAGCUCUUAAUGGCCGAGAAUUUAGUGGGAAUGAAUGGUAUGUUGGUAGAGCUCAGAAGAAAGCUGAGAGGGAGCUAGAAAUGAAGCUCAAGCGCAGGACGACUGCAAAAGAGAUUCUUGAAAGGUCGUUGGGGAUGAACAAUGUCUACAUCAAGAAUAUAGAUGAUGAUGUUGACAAUGACAAGCUCAAGGAAAUGUUUUCUCCAUUUGGCAUCAUAACGUCGUGCAAGGUUAUGACUGAUCUGAGAGGGAUAAACAGAGGCUAUGGCUUUGUCGCAUUCUCUACCGGCCAAGAGGCUUCAAGAGCAAUUUCAGAUAUGAAUGGAAAGAUGAUAGGCAACAAGCCUAUCUAUGUUAGCAUUGCAGAAAGAAAGGAAGUUAGACAUCAACUGAUAGAGAGGGACUACUUUGAGUGA
Salvia miltiorrhiza (redroot sage) is the source of this 660-nucleotide messenger RNA. Its product is annotated as polyadenylate-binding protein 8-like. Gene Ontology annotation, cellular component: nucleus; ribonucleoprotein complex; cytosol. Gene Ontology annotation, molecular function: mRNA 3'-UTR binding; poly(U) RNA binding; poly(A) binding. NCBI's taxonomy places the organism in Eukaryota, Viridiplantae, Streptophyta, Magnoliopsida, Lamiales, Lamiaceae. The coding region runs from base 1 to 660 and encodes 219 amino acids. The transcript has 3 exons. The record is from RefSeq and is a predicted model, not a curated record.